AUGGUCCAAUUACCUCCCGAAAUUUACAGCGCGAUCGCAUCCUAUCUCGCCACGCGUGACCUACUCACCCUCUCUCGCACGACUAAGGCCCUUCAGCGGGCCGCGGAGCCCCGAAUAUACGAAUGUGUCGUGCUCCGCGACGCCGAGGCCGCACUCGUUGGCUGCCAUUCCCUCAUGCUCCGCGACGGCCUCCGUGCCCUCCUAGUUAAACGCUUUAUUCUCUAUCAGGAUCCCCGCCGCACCAAUGCCCGCACGAGCCUUGGUACGGCGCCCGCACAGUUCUGGCUCACUGUCCAGGUUGCGCUCACAAUGACCGUCAACCUCGAAUCGCUCAUCAUCCACGAUCCGCUUGUCGCGCACUCGUGGGUGCUUGACCACGAGGAUAUCAGGUUCCAAUUGCGCGAGGCGAACCUCCGCCUCCCCUGGGAUGCGCACAUGGUUGCGUUCCUUGAGAAGCAGCACAAGCUGCAGGUCCUGAACACGUGCGACUCGAACGAGGACGGCCCGCCCUGCCCGCUGCCCCCCGCCGCGCUCGGUGCACUGGUGACGUACAGCGGCCCAGUGCUCGUCGUCGCAGAGCUGCUUGGUUGUCCCCUUGCGCGGCUCCAGGUGGUCCUGGAUGACGACACCGCUCCCAUCCUGCCGACCGUAGUAGCGGAUCUCACCAAGAUCAUGAAGGGGCUUCGCAGCUUGAGUGUGAUGGGGAUGCCGGUCCAACUGCUCAUGGAGACGCUCCAGCUGGUCUCGACCGCGGUCUUCGCGCCCAAGCUUCGGUAUCUCGGCGUGCUUCCACUGCCAUCGUGCGAGUGGGACGUCAUCCAUCGCUGCCUAAUGGACCUCCCCGCGCUGGAGGUGAUCGAGUUCGACAUCUCGCGGUGGGAAGCGCAAGUCCCCGAGUGGAUGCUUCGUGCGGUGCUGCUCGACUUCCGCAUCUACGCCCCCGCGUUGCAACAGGUCAUCUUCUGGAUUGGGCAGACCCGCAUCAACUGGUACAUGACCCAUGAGGGCGAGUGGCAGCACGUACGCCAUAUGGGCCGGGCUCCCGGGAGCGACGUCCUCUGGCGCACCCUCUAA
This is a messenger RNA of Dichomitus squalens LYAD-421 SS1, 1074 nucleotides long. RefSeq lists its product as uncharacterized. The transcript is spliced from 2 exons. NCBI's taxonomy places the organism in Eukaryota, Fungi, Basidiomycota, Agaricomycetes, Polyporales, Polyporaceae. Gene Ontology annotation, molecular function: protein binding. The record is from RefSeq and is a predicted model, not a curated record. The coding region runs from base 1 to 1074 and encodes 357 amino acids.